AACUAGAAAUAAACAAUUUACUUCAAAACUGUGACCGAUCUUUCCAUCUUUUUUUUAAAAAUAUAUUGAUAUGCAUCCACAAUAUUACAAUAUUUUUCACUCAGAAAUGCCAUAUGAGAUUUAGAUUUCCGCUGAUAGUCCAUUAACAGGAGCAUUAUGAAUAUGCAAACGAGCUUGGAAAUGUCCGAUAUUAAACUGUGCCGUGACGUGUUGCAUAUUUUGAAGAUGCUGCUACACAAAGUGAUGCAGCCUCCCCCCUGAGUGAGCGAGCAGCACUGGCUACUUCAGCCAAUCAGACACCUCUCUCUGGCACUCUCUGCUUCUUAAUUGGCCAACAGCGACAGAAAGAACAGCUGAUCCAUGUGUGGAGGCUGAUUUAUCAUCCACCCAGCCAGCACAGGAGAGGCAGAGACAGAGGACGGUCUUGCAGAGAGAGAGAGAGAGAGAAAACGGCUGACUGGUGCAGAAGAAUCUGCUACUGAAUCUCAUCACCUGUAUCCUGCUCUGUAUCCCUGCCUGGCAAAGAUGAACCACAGCCCUGGUGAAAAUGAGGCUGAGACCACAGAGCCAAUGCGCUACCUCAGUAAAACAGAGAUGGCUGCCAUUGAAACAGAGCUCCUCACAGACUAUCGUUUUGGACAACAGCAGCUGAUUGAGAUCUGGGGUCAUGCCUGUGCCGUCGCCAUCACCAAGGCCUAUCCUCUAAGCUCUCUGACCAAGAAACAACCUACAGUCUUGGUUAUUUGUGGGCCAGAACAAAAUGGUGCCAUUGGCUUGGUGUGUGCUCGACACCUGCGCAUAUUUGAAUAUGAGCCCACAAUCUUUUAUCCCAAACGCUCACCUGAUAACUUACAUCAGGACUUUACCAUUCAGUGUGAGAAGAUGGACAUUCCUUUCCUUUCUUAUCUUCCGACUGAGGUCCAGCUCAUAAACGAUGCCUAUAAUCUGGUGAUUGACGCUAUCGUGGGGCCAGAAAUAGACCUUAAAGAUGUAAGAGAGCCCUAUUCUGGCAUAUUGGUCACCCUCAAACAGGUGAAGAUCCCCAUCGCGAGCGUGGACGUGCCCUCAGGCUGGGAUGUAGAUGAAGCGAGUAAAGAUGGGAUCAAUCCAGAGGUUCUCAUCUCUCUGACGGUCCCCAAAAAGUGUGCCACAAGUUUCACGGGGAAGCACUUUCUAGCCGGACGUUUUCUUCCGUAUGACAUGCAGAAAAAAUAUGAACUCAAUCUGCCUGAAUUUCCAGGCACUGACUGUUUUAUAGAACUGUAACACUGACACAACACAAAACAUAUUUUGGAUAUGUACGAAUUAUAUAUACACAUUGACAUUUUGUAUUUUUUAGGUUGUUACUGUGGUAAAAUGUCUAGAAGUUUGUGCACAGAGACCGUCGUGGUGGCUGGAUAUGAUGUGGUAUGUGCUUAGGUAAAAGUGUGUAGCUUAAGCUAUUUUUUGUUUGCUUGAAAAUGAAGAUUCUAUUCUGUAUUUUUUUGUUCAUAUAUUUAUGCAAUUUCACAUGAUAGAAAAUAUUCUGACUGUUUUGACAAUUGGUCAAAGCUUUUUCUCUUCAUUAAACCCCUUCAUUAAAUUUUAUGGUUAAAAAACCCCUCAGUAUCCUUUAGUAUUAGACAAUAAAACUGGCAAAUGCAUUAAAUUAUUCUACGUACUACAUACAGUUAAAGUGUAUUUCUGCAACUGAAUUUUUACAUUAUAUUUAUAUUAUAUAUACAUUUUCUUUCAUUUUUUUAAUUAGAAACUUUUUAAAUAGCACAAGGUUGCCCAAAACACAAAACCUUUAUAUGGUUAAACAGUGAAUGGACUGGUAUAUAGUUUCUUAGUUUGAAUUGGUUGUAUUUAACACCAGUUUAGAUCCGAAUUCAAAUAAAUUCUCUUUGAACCUGUUAA
Pangasianodon hypophthalmus (striped catfish) is the source of this 1899-nucleotide messenger RNA. RefSeq names its product YjeF N-terminal domain containing 3 (gene yjefn3). Gene Ontology annotation, molecular function: NAD(P)HX epimerase activity. The record is from RefSeq and is a predicted model, not a curated record. NCBI's taxonomy places the organism in Eukaryota, Metazoa, Chordata, Actinopteri, Siluriformes, Pangasiidae. Bases 526 to 1266 code for a protein of 246 amino acids. The transcript is spliced from 6 exons. Gene Ontology annotation, cellular component: mitochondrion.